Messenger RNA from Fusarium falciforme, 483 nucleotides. RefSeq lists its product as hypothetical. Bases 1 to 483 code for a protein of 160 amino acids. The transcript has a single exon. The record is from RefSeq and is a predicted model, not a curated record. NCBI's taxonomy places the organism in Eukaryota, Fungi, Ascomycota, Sordariomycetes, Hypocreales, Nectriaceae.
AUGGUUAUGAACACUGCACUGCGCAUCUCUUACGUUAUGCCUUCUAUCCUUAGCUUCACCGAUCUCAACAUCACUGAGUCUGCUGCUCUUACCGGCAUGGAGCCCAAGUACGGCAGUACAACAGGAAGCUUUAGCACAGCCACAGCGGUGUACUGGGUCCAGCAUAAAUGGAUGGGGCUUUACAUCGCCUCACUUGUCGUGAUGAGCACAUGUUCAGUUGCUGCCAUCGUUCUUAGGCUUAUAAUUCGCGCCCCAGACUUCCUCACAAACGUCGCCGGCUUGACUCGCGACUCUCCGUAUAUCAACGUCCCUCUAGGGGGAAGUACCUUGGAUGGCAAGGAAAUGUCACGUUUACUCAGGAAUCGGCAGCUCAAGAUCGUCGACGUGCACCCUGAAAAGGAUGUUGGGCACAUCGCCUUUGCUGAUGACAUCGGUCAGAUGGCAACCAAGAGGUUCGGAAUGGUGGACAGGGUGUAUGCCUAG